CGUCAUUUCCGGCUCAUUUGAGCACUCGUUUCCACGGUGACGGGAGAGACGCCGAAAAGCCAUGGUGAGGAAGGAGAGAGAGAAGGCACACCCCGGCAGCUGCAGCCAUUAUGGAGAGCCUGCUCCAACCACUGGCCUGGCUCGCAUCCGACGAUAUCACCCCAGGGCCACAUCCUCCCAGGUUGACGAGUCUCUGUUCGGCAACUGUCACCAGAAGAUGGCACCCACAGGGCAAUUGGCUCUGGACUCUGACCCCUGCUCUGACCGAGCCCUGGCCAAGGCGAUGCAGGCUGUGCCCGGAACCACCAAGGCAAUCGAAAGCCUGAGGAUCAUCACCAAAGACCAUGUCCGGGACCUCAUUAUUCCCACAGAGGACCCAUCGGGCAAGACACUGAUCAUGAGUCCAAUGGAUUUUGAGCGAAUAAAGGCAGAGUCCCGGAUAGUCAGUGAGGAGGAGCGGCACGCCAUGAGGAAGGCCAUCAAUGCAGAGAAAAUGCAAGCAGCGGAGUUGGUCGCUAUUCGGAAAGGCUUCAUCCGGGCCAAGGAGAUGGAGAGGAAGAAGAAUGAGAAGCUGACUGAUGUGGAGGAGGUGGCACGCGACAGGGCCCUCUACCUGCUUGAGAAAGCCAACAGCAUGCGGCUGGAGCAGGAGGACGAAAUCCGAAAGAUCAACGAGACCAUUGUUGGAGCCAAAUGCCACGCCAUCCGCGAUGCCCAGAUCCUUGAGAAGGAACAGAUUGCAAAGGAGAUGUUGGAUGAGGAUAGGCGACUGGACACAAUGAUGGAGGUGGAUCGUCAGAAAGCUCUAAAGAUGCAGGAUGAGAUUGAGUGCAAGAGAAAAGAGAAUGGACUGAGGGCCAAAGUUCACGUCAUCGAGCAGAUGGAAGAGAAGGAGAAGGAGCGGAUACUGCAGCAAGAAGUCAAGGCCUUGGAGGCCAGGGACAGGCUGCAGGCUAUGGAACAACUACAUCAGGAGGAUUUAGAGAAUUUACAGGAAAAGCAGCGAAAGCAGGUGCAGACCCACCAGGAGAUAAUGGCAGCCAACAAAGCCGUGCGGCGCAGGAGGGAGCAGCUGCAGGAACAGGACCGUAUAGCUGACCAGAAGGUUCGCGAGUUCCAGGAUGCCAAGACGAAAAGAGAAGCUGAAUAUGAGGAGUUGCAGAAACGUUUGAAACGAGAGAAGGCGAUAGAAAUAGCUCGUCUCCAGGCUCUGCAGAAACGUGCACAUGAUGUCAAGGCUGAGCAGGAUGAACUGCGUGCCAAGCGAAGCCAGGAGGCGGCAGAGCGUGAGUGGCGGCGCAAAGAAUUGGAGGACGAGCAGAAGAAGGCCAAACUGAAUGAGGAGCUGAAGAAAUCCCGCAUAAGCCAAAUUCAACAGAAGCAGCAUUUCCUGGCUGUGCAGGCCACUAAAGAACGGCAGGAGUUCGAGAGAGUGCUCAGAGUGCAAAAGGAGCAGAUGGCCAAGGAGCAGCAGGAGGAGGAGGACCGGAGACAGGGCCGGACCAGGUACGCCAGUGACCUGCGGCAUCAGAUCCGGGAGAAGGAGCAGAAGCAGAUUGCGGAGAAAGCCACUUUCUUCGAGGAAGGCAGGCGGUUGAAGGAGGAGGCCCAGCAGCGCCGGCUCCGCCUCGACCAGAUCAAGAGGAAGAAGCUGCAGGAGCUCAGAUCCGUUGGACUCCCGGAGAAAUAUUGUCAUCAAAUCGAGCGUCGCUUGGAGGCCAUUUCAGCUUAGAGACUCCUCUCUGUAGGACCAAGAUUUUAAAUGCAUCUUUAUGUCAAAUUUAUAAAGAUUAUUUUAACUA
This is a messenger RNA of Hypanus sabinus (Atlantic stingray), 1802 nucleotides long. RefSeq names its product cilia- and flagella-associated protein 45-like. The record is from RefSeq and is a predicted model, not a curated record. Lineage: Eukaryota; Metazoa; Chordata; Chondrichthyes; Myliobatiformes; Dasyatidae. Bases 62 to 1732 code for a protein of 556 amino acids. The transcript has 12 exons.